Micropterus salmoides (largemouth bass) is the source of this 1401-nucleotide messenger RNA. Its product is annotated as nuclear factor 7, ovary-like. Gene Ontology annotation, molecular function: ubiquitin-protein transferase activity; zinc ion binding; protein binding. Lineage: Eukaryota; Metazoa; Chordata; Actinopteri; Centrarchiformes; Centrarchidae. The transcript is spliced from 2 exons. Bases 1 to 1401 code for a protein of 466 amino acids. Gene Ontology annotation, biological process: protein ubiquitination. The record is from RefSeq and is a predicted model, not a curated record.
AUGGCUUCAACUUUGUAUGCGGAAGAUUUGUCUUGCUCUAUUUGUCUGACUAUCUUCACUGAUCCGGUAAUCCUUAUCUGCGGCCACUCUUUCUGCAGAGAAUGCAUUACACUGUCUAUGAGUUCACAGCACCAGUGUCCACAGUGCCGGGCACCGGUUCCAACAGAAGGGAAAAAUCUUCUAACCAAUCACAUUUUAAAAAGUCUGUCUGAAAAAGCGAAAGAAGCUGAGAAGCUAAAGAAAGAAUAUGGAAAUGACAAAGAGGUGGCUGAGUGGUUGUGCCCUGAACACGAAGAAAAGCUGAAAUUAUUCUGCAUCACUGAGCAAAGGUUAACUUGUGUCAUAUGCCGAGAUGGGGAGAAGCAUGAAGGACACAAGUUUAAACCAAUCAAAGAAGCAGCUGCAUCUCUGAGACAAGAGCUGGAGACAUUUGUGCAACUUGCAUCUGAUGAUAUCCAUGUGAUAGAAAGCCAAGCCAACACACAGAGGGAAGAAAUAACAAAAACCAAAGAGAAGUCUCAGCAGCUGGAGACACAAAUCUGCAAACAGUUUGAGGAGAUGCACCAGUUUCUGAGGAAGAGAGAGGAUGAGAUUAAGAAUGAGCUGAAACACAAAGAGGAAGAUGACGUUGCAAAAAUGAGUGGGAGCUUAAAUGUGAUAGAAACAGCUUUGUCUGAGAGCAGAGAACUGCAGGGAAAGGUGACAUCAGUUCUAAAAAUUGAAGACUCAGGGAGGUUUUUAAAGACCUUGACUGAAGGUAACAACAUCGUGGCUGCAAGGAGCUCGUUUAGGCCCAGAGCAAAUGAUCUCCAAGUGAUGAAUGAUUCUCUCUCUUUUGGGCCUUAUGAAAGCCACCUGCAGUUCUUUGUGUGGAAGGAGAUGCUUCAGGUGAUCCAGCCCAGAGCAGAGCUGCUGUCACUCAGAAAUUUUAAUAGAAAAUUAAAUGUGUCUGAAGAUCAGCGCAGUUUGUUUGUUUGCCCAACUCGAUCAGGUCUCUCAUCUGGCUCUUUUAAGUCUAAGCAAUUUUUCUUAGGUCUAAAUGAUCUAACCUCUGCAGAAAGUACCAACCAGUUCACCUCUGGGCAGCAUUACUGGGAGAUAGAUGUUGGACAAAGGAAUUAUUGGGAACUAGGGGUAAAAAUGAAUUUCCUGCGAUGUGAUGGCACAAAAUAUUUUGUCUGCAGUCAAAAUACAUCUACAGCUCUAACAUUUGCAGCCAGACCUCGAAAAAUUGGGAUUUACCUGAACUGCUCCUCUAAAGAGCUCUCCUUCUAUGACGCAGACAACAUGACACACAUUCACACUAUGAGCUCUAGUGAUAUGUCCAUGCCAGUGUCAGCAUAUUUUAAUGUUGAUUACAAUGAUCAAGUUCAUACCCCUCUGACAGUGUGCUGGUACUGA